Myotis lucifugus (little brown bat) is the source of this 2088-nucleotide messenger RNA. RefSeq names its product transient receptor potential cation channel subfamily V member 1 (gene TRPV1). NCBI's taxonomy places the organism in Eukaryota, Metazoa, Chordata, Mammalia, Chiroptera, Vespertilionidae. Gene Ontology annotation, molecular function: protein binding; calcium channel activity. The transcript has 12 exons. Bases 1 to 2088 code for a protein of 695 amino acids. Gene Ontology annotation, biological process: calcium ion import across plasma membrane. The record is from RefSeq and is a predicted model, not a curated record. Gene Ontology annotation, cellular component: membrane.
AUGAAGAAAUGGGGGAGUUCAGACUCAGGGGAGCCUGAGGACCUGCCACAAGAAGACUCCCACCCAAAACCCCUGGAGGGAGACCCCAACUCCAGGCCAGCUCCGGCCAAGCCCAGCAUCUUCCCCACGGCCAAGAGCCGCAGCCGGCUCUUUGGGAAGUGUGACUCGGAGGAGGCCUCUCCUAUGGACUGCUCUUACGAGGAAGGGCAGCCAGCCUCCUGCCCGGCCAUCACGGUCAGUCCUGUGGUCGUCGUCCAGAAGACUGGGGAUGGCCCCACCUGUGCCAGGCAGUCAUCCCAGGACUCCGUCCCAGCUGGCACCGAGCGGAAGCUCAAGCUCUAUGACCGCAGGAAGAUCUUUGAAGCUGUCGCCCAGAAUAACUGCGAGGAGCUGGAGAGCCUGCUGCUCUUCCUGCAGAAGAGCAAGAAGCACCUUAUGGACAGCGAGUUCAAAGACCCAGAGACGGGGAAGACCUGUCUGCUGAAGGCCAUGCUCAACCUGCACGACGGGCACAACAGCACCAUCCCCCUGCUCCUGGAGAUCGCCCGGCAGACGGACAGCCUGACGGAGCUGGUCAACGCCAGCUACACAGACAGCUACUACAAGGGCCAGACAGCGCUGCACAUCGCCAUCGAGAGGCGGAACAUGGCGCUGGUGACCCUCCUGGUGGAGAACGGGGCAGACGUCCAGGCUGCGGCCAAUGGGGACUUCUUUAAGAAAACCAAAGGGCGGCCUGGCUUCUACUUUGGCGAGCUGCCCCUCUCCCUGGCUGCAUGCACCAACCAGCUGGGCAUCGUGAAGUUCCUGCUGCAGAACUCCUGGCAGCCGGCAGACAUCAGUGCCCGGGACUCGGUGGGCAACACAGUGCUGCACGCGCUGGUGGAAGUGGCCGACAACACGGCCGACAAUACCAAGUUCGUGACGAGCAUGUACAACGAGAUUCUGAUCCUGGGGGCCAAGCUCCACCCGACGCUGAAGCUGGAGGAGCUCACCAACAAGAAGGGGCUGACGCCACUGGCCCUGGCCGCCAGCAGCGGGAAGAUUGGGGUCUUGGCCUAUAUUCUCCAGAGGGAGAUCCAGGAGCCGGAGUGCAGGCACCUGUCGCGGAAGUUCACCGAGUGGGCCUACGGGCCGGUGCACUCCUCCCUCUACGACCUGUCCUGCAUCGACACCUGCGAGAAGAACUCGGUGCUGGAGGUGAUCGCCUACAGCAGCAGUGAGACCCCUAAUCGCCAUGACAUGCUCUUGGUGGAGCCGCUGAACCGACUCCUGCAGGACAAGUGGGACAGAUUUGUCAAGCGCAUCUUCUACUUCAACUUUUUCGUCUACUGCUUGUACAUGAUCAUCUUCACCACGGCCGCCUACUACAGGCCUGUGGACGGCUUGAUUCAAUAUUUCCUGCAGAGGCGGCCGUCACUGAAGUCCUUGUUUGUGGACAGCUACAGUGAGAUACUUUUCUUUGUGCAGUCACUGUUCAUGCUGGGGACUGUGGUGCUGUACUUCUGCCGUCGCAAGGAGUACGUGGCCUCCAUGGUGUUCUCCUUGGCCAUGGGCUGGACCAACAUGCUCUACUACACCCGUGGCUUCCAGCAGAUGGGCAUCUAUGCCGUCAUGAUUGAGAAGGUGGCGGUGGUGACACUGAUUGAGGACGGAAAGAACGACUCUGUGGCUGAGACCACAUCGCACAGGUGGCGGGGGCCCGGCUGCCGGCCGCCCGACAGCUCCUACAACAGCCUGUACUCCACGUGUCUGGAGCUGUUCAAGUUCACCAUCGGGAUGGGCGACCUGGAAUUCACCGAGAACUACGACUUCAAGGCCGUCUUCAUCAUCCUGCUGCUGGCCUACGUGAUUCUCACCUACAUCCUCCUGCUCAACAUGCUCAUCGCCCUCAUGGGGGAGACUGUCAACAAGAUCGCGCAGGAGAGCAAGAACAUCUGGAAGCUGCAGAGAGCCAUCACCAUCCUGGACACGGAGAAGAGCUUCCUUAAGUGUAUGCGGAAGGCCUUCCGCUCAGGCAAGCUGCUGCAGGUGGGCUACACGCCUGACGGCAAGGAUGACUACAGGUGGUGUUUCAGGUGGAUGAGGUGA